UAUGGAAAACACUGUGGCAUAUUCUGCGGAGCUUUGCCCUGCAAGGAGCAAUUUUCUUAGAUCUCUUCUGAGCAGACACAAGUAACGAGCAUGUUAGCAGACGAUGAUUACAGUCCAGCGCGGCUGCAAGCUGCCGCGUGGACAAGCUGUUGACUGCUGUUCCUGGGAGCUGAUUUGAGAAAGUGGAAUGCAGAGUGAUAAUGCUGCAUAUCUGCUAUCAGGCAGCAGAAAAGGUUUUGUCUGGGGACGGCAAGCCUUCCCUGCAAUAUUAUCUCAGCAGCUCUCUAGCUGCUUACCCUGAGCAGUGGUGACCCCCAAAGAAGGUGUUAUCGUCUGCUAAGCCAGGUCCCAAGCGUGGCGGUUGCCUCUGAGCGGCGGGUCUGAAAAAGCAGGUGUGUGCUCAGAUGGGCACUGGGCUGGAACGCAGGCGGACGCUCUCGGGUUUACCUGCUUCCUGUUAACAGAUUGUUGGCUCUGAGAGCAUCUGCCCGCACACUGGGGCCAGCGGAGAAGGCGGGCUUGGUGUUUCCCUCCUGACGGACAGAGACACUUGGAUUGAACUUAAUCUUAAACCUCUGGAGUUCAAGACCUUGUAAAAAGGGCUAAAUAAACAAUCUCUACAUGUAAAAGGCCACUGACUCCUGCUUCCUCUGUUUGGAGCAACUGUGGAAACCCAGCUGCCGGUCCGAAGAGCCAGAAUAGAACAGAUUCAUAUACCAUUCUGAUCUGGGUGCAUUUCUUCCCAAGGAAAACUGAAGACUUUAAUAAAAAACCCUCCAAGGUCAAAAUGAAUACAGAUAGCGGUGGGUGUGCUCGCAAACGUGCUGCCAUGUCCGUAACAUUAACAUCUGUGAAGAGAGUUCAAAGUUCUCCAAACCUUUUGGCUGCAGGGCGUGAUUCACACUCACCAGACUCAGCUUGGAGAUCUUACAAUGAUCGAAAUCAAGAGACACUGAAUGGAGAUGCUACAUAUUCCUCUCUUGCAGCAAAAGGUUUUAGAAGUGUUCGACCAAACCUGCAAGAAAAAAAAUCACCAACACAGGCCCCCUUUCCACCACCCAGAAAAGAGAGCCUAGGUAGCCCAUUGAGAACUAACCCCACGAAGAUUGAUCUUUUAGGUUCACUAUUAACCAACACACAAAUUCCUUCCUGUCUAGAGGACAUUGCUAAUAAAACUCUUCAGGAAGCUAUGUAUUCUAAUGAAGAUACCAACCAGACAAUUGUGUAUUCUGAAGAAUCUAACACAACUGUAUCAUAUACACAGAAAAUCACUAAUUCACUACCAGCUACAUCCAGUGCAGGUCCCUCACCAAAUGCUGACACAAAUUCCCCAUUGCUCCAAGAGGACUACACGCAAGAUUCUCAGACUCGGAAGAUUUCUACCUUGAAACUAAUCCAUAACCAAGAACCGGGAACUAGCAACCCUCUUAAUACCUCACUAGUUUCCAAACCAGAUGAAGUACCACCAUUUCCCAAAAGGCCUUGUUCACCAGCUGCUAAUCCAGAGCCAGAGGUACACAAAGCAUCCCUUUCCAUUCAGAUAGCUCCCCUUUCAGGCCAGGAUCCCGAAAACAACAAACCUGAGCUUCCUCCAGUGACUACAAAGAUACCACUUCAGCAAGAGGAGCAAAACCCUGCAGUUGCUGUGGCCCCAUCCUCAGACCGUUCUGUGCUUGGAAACCAGAACUUAACUGCCAAUGUGCUGGAGAGCCAGAUAACAGUGAAUGGAAACUCGGGAGGUGCUGUGAGUCCAAUGAGUUACUAUCAAAGGCCAUUUUCCCCUUCCGCUUACUCGCUUCCAGGCUCAUUCAAUUCAAGCGUUAUCAUGCAACAUGGCCGGUCACUCGAUUCCACAGACACCUAUCCGCAGCACACGCAGUCCCUGGAUGGCACCCUGGCCAGCUCAAUACCACUGUACAGAUCCUCGGAAGAAGAGAAGAGAGUGACGGUCAUCAAGGCCCCGCAUUACCCGGGGAUCGGGCCGGUGGAUGAGUCGGGAAUCCCCACAGCAAUUAGAACGACGGUUGACCGGCCGAAGGACUGGUACAAGACAAUGUUUAAGCAAAUUCACAUGGUGCAUAAGCCGGAUGAUGACUCUGACAUGUAUAAUACUCCUUAUACAUAUAAUGCAGGCCUGUAUAACUCACCCUACAGUGCUCAGUCACAUCCAGCAGCAAAGACUCAGACCUACAGACCCCUCUCCAAAAGCCAAUCAGAUAAUGGCACUGAUGUCUUUAAGGAUGCCUCUUCUCCGGUCCCUCCCCCACAUGUUCCUCCACCAGUCCCUUCACUGCGACCCAGAGAUCGGUCUUCAACAGAAAAGCAUGAUUGGGAUCCUCCAGACAGAAAAGUGGACACAAGAAAAUUUCGUUCUGAGCCGAGGAGUAUUUUUGAGUAUGAACCUGGGAAGUCAUCAAUUCUGCAGCAUGAGAGACCACCCCCCCUCCCUCCAGCUCCGACACCUGCACCCAGGGAACCUGGCCGGAAGCCUAUUUCUAUUGCACCCUACGGAGGAGCAGUAACUGGUAGCCCCUCCCCUCCACCCCGGAGUGGCAUCCCCAUACCAAGUUCAUGCACCCCAGCACUCUCUCCCAUAUGGACUGAUCGCAUAAAUCCAGAUGACAUAGAUUUAGAAAAUGAGCCCUGGUAUAAAUUCUUUUCAGAGCUGGAGUUUGGACGCCCGCCUCCUAAAAAGGCUCUGGACUAUGUUCAAGAUCAGUCUCCUGGUGUUUCCAAUGAGGCCUCUUUAUAUCAAUCCUCUCUAGACAGAAGCUUGGAAAGACCAGCUAGUUCUGCCAGCCUGGCCAGUGACUUUAGGAAAAGGCGGAAGAGUGAGCCCGCAGUGGGGCCACCACGAGGUUUGGGGGAUCAAAGUGCAAGCCGCUCUAGCCCCAGUCGGGCCGACCUCCCGGGUUCAAGCGCCACCCUGACCAAGUCUUUCAUGGUUUCUUCUCCUUCUUCCCCAUCAAGACCAAAAGGUGGGGACCGUAGCAAAACGUGCCCAUCCCUUUGCAAUUACUCAGGGCUCAACAGCACCCCCUCCAGUGAGUUAGAUUACUGUAACACCUACAGACAUCAUUUGGAUGUCCCAAGUGACUCUCAGAGGGCCAUCACUUUCAAGAAUGGCUGGCAAAUGGCUCGGCAAAACGCAGAGGUCUGGAGUAGCACAGAAGAAACAGUUUCCCCCAAAAUCAAAUCUCGUAGUUGUGAUGAUCUCCUGAAUGAUGACUCUGAUAGCUUUCCAGACCCCAAAACCAAGUCUGAAAGCAUGGGCUCUCUGCUCUGCGAAGAAGACCCCAAGGAGAGCUGUGCCCUCACGUGGGCUUCCCCCUACAUCCAGGAGGGAAGAGGUAAUGGCAGGUUAAGGCUUCGGCAUAGGUCAGCCCAUGAUGCCCCGGGGUUCCUAAAGAUGUACAAGAAAAUGCACCGCAUCAAUCGCAAAGACCUGAUGAACUCUGAGGUUAUUUGUUCCGUCAAGUCGAGAAUAAUGCAGUAUGAAAAGGAGCAACACAAGGGCCUGUUCCAUGGCUGGAGCCAGUCCUCCACGGAGGAGGUGCCCAGAGACAUGGUCCCCACCCGUAUCUCCGAAUUCGAGAAGUUGAUUCAAAAGUCAAAAUCCAUGCCCAAUCUAGGAGAUGAACUGUUAUCUCCAGUCACCCUAGAACCCCCACCAAAUGGCCUGUGUUCCCAAAGGCGAUUUUCCAUUGAGUCUUUGCUGGAGGAAGAACAUCAGAGUAGACGCCCUUCUCAGGUACAACGGAACUACCAGUCUAAAACCCUCGUGCCAAUUCAGAUUGAGGUCACCAGUGAGGAACAACCGCGCAGUCACGUGGACUUUUCAGAUAGUGACCAGGAUGGCGUGGUGUCUGACCACAGUGAUUACAUCCAUGUGGAAGGAUCAUCCUUCUGCAGCGAGAGUGAUUUUGAUCACUUCUCUUUCACAUCCUCGGAAAGUUUCUACGGCUCCAGCCACCACCAUCACCACCAUCACCACCACCAUCACAGGCACCUCAUCAGCUCCUGCAAAGGCAGGUGCCCUGCCUCGUACACUCGCUUUACCACGAUGCUAAAACACGAAAGGGCCAAGCAUGAAAAUACAGAGGAGCCCAGAAGAAGGGACAUGGACCCUGGCCUUUCGAAACUUGCAUUUUUAGUCAGUCCUGUGCCUUUCCGGAGGAAAAAAAAUCCAACUCCCAAAAAACAGACCGAAAAAGCAAAAUGUAAGGCUUCUGUAUUUGAGGCUCUGGACUCUGCCCUGAAAGACAUCUGCGACCAAAUUAAAGCUGAAAAGAGAAGAGGGAGUUUGCCAGACAACAGUAUACUGCACCGUCUCAUCAGUGAACUGUUGCCGGAUAUUCCUGAAAGGAAUUCUUCCCUUGGUGCUCUGAAAAGGAGCCCCAUGCACCAGCCUUUUCACACACUGCCUCAAGAUGGUGCUAUUCAUUGUCCAUUGUACCAGAACGAUUGUGGGAGAAUGCCUCACAGUGCCUCUUUCCCAGACGUAGACACCACCACCUACCACCACCAAGAGCACGACAGUGCACUGAAUCUCCAAGACCGAGAGUCCCCUAGAAGUUAUUCGUCCACUUUGCCUGACAUGGGGAGAAGUGCACCAAGGGAAAGAAGAGGAACUCCAGAAAAAGAGAAAUUGCCUGCAAAAGCCGUUUAUGAUUUUAAGGCACAAACAUCUAAGGAAUUAUCUUUUAAGAAAGGAGAUACUGUCUACAUCCUCAGGAAAAUAGACCAGAAUUGGUAUGAGGGAGAACACCAUGGCAGAGUGGGCAUUUUCCCCAUCUCAUAUGUUGAGAAACUCAUGCCUCCUGAAAAAGCACAGCCUGCAAGACCUCCACCCCCAGCUCAGCCCGGAGAAAUUGGCGAAGCUAUCGCCAAAUAUAACUUCAAUGCUGACACAAAUGUGGAGCUUUCUCUGCGGAAGGGAGAUAGAGUGAUUCUUCUUAAAAGAGUUGACCAAAACUGGUAUGAAGGUAAAAUUGCAGGAACCAGCAGACAAGGCAUCUUCCCUGUUUCCUACGUAGAAGUCAUCAAAAAGAAUACAACCAAAGGUGCUGAGGAUUACCCAGAGCCACCAAUACCCCACAGCUAUUCUAGUGAUAGAAUCCACACCUUAAGUUCAAAUAAGUUGGCUUCCAGUGAACCAGUCCCUCUUCUCUUGCACAAAGCUUCAUCUGACCCCCAUAAAGGAGCCCUCCAGGAAAUCGUCCAGGGUCAGCGAUCCCUGACAUCCAAGUAUCUGCCAGCAAUCCCGUUGGCCCCAAUUCUACCGCAUUUUCUGGACAACUUCUUGGAUGAACUAGAGCAGUUUAAAGCUUUAACCUUAUCAUCUGACCAAACUGACCCAAAUAUCCUAGAAGACAUCGCCCUUGAAAUUAAAGAGGAGCCCUCUGUUCUCCUCCCAUUGCCUCCAGCUUCUGUGCCUGCUGGAUCAUCUUCCUCUCUGCUGCCUUUUCCCCACUCUGGUGAGACCUCAGUUGCAUCCCAUUCUGAGGUAACACCCUGGCUGACUCUCAUGAACACAACUCGAGAUGAGCUUUCAGAUUUGAUCAAAAUGAGAAGGGGCAUUGGAGACCCUAUAAAGUCAUAUGAUGUACUUGGUGAUAAGUUUGUAACCUCUAUACCUCCAAAUGUGGGUUCCUUACCCCAAACUUUACCUGUCAUUGGAGAGGAAGAUGAAGAAGUCUUUGAGGGGGUGAUAUCAGGCAUCCAAAGAUGGCAAGAAUCGCAACAACCAGAUGACCUUUGGGGUAGCCGUGAUGACACAACCGUGGCAUCAAGUCUGCACAUUGAAGAAGAGGAAGAGGAGAGAAAAUUUGAUGACUUUAAAUCUCUGGUAGCCACCCCCACAAAUGCUAGGAUCCCUAAGGAAGAGAGAAAUGCCACACAAACCAGUAAUGAGCUGCCUUCCUUUUCUUCUGGAGAUCGAACAUCUACAGCUUUGCCCAGCCGUCUGCUCUGCUCCCCUCCCUUUCAUUCACCCUUGGCUUCUGUCUCUGACCUGGUCUCUGCAUUUCCUCAGUCUGUCCAGCCCUAUUCACCACCUCUCCUCCCUAAACACUCUUAUCAGCAGGAAAUAAGCUCACCUAAGUUAAAGCCACAGCGUCCUGUGUUUACUCAUGAAAACAUUCAAGGUGGGGGGGAACCGUUUCAGGCUCUGUAUAACUAUACUCCUAGAAAUGAAGAUGAACUGGAACUCAGAGAAAGUGACGUCAUUGAUGUGAUGGAAAAAUGUGAUGAUGGAUGGUUUGUAGGCACCUCGAGAAGAACCAAAUUCUUUGGUACUUUUCCUGGAAACUAUGUCAAGAGGCUAUGAAUCACUGUCCCUCUAUUUAUGCCGCAUUUCAGCAACACGUCUGCAUAAAUCUGCCUGAACUAUGCCGGCAGGCCCUCUGUUGUCAUGCCUUACAGUUUCCAGUAGAAGUUAUUCACCAUCACCAUCUCCACCUGCCUCAGAACCACCAGCUACGUUGCUGCCGCAGCUGCCAGCGGGCGUGCUUCUGAGGAGAAGUGCACGCGCCUGCUUUCUGCUCCCAGCUUGGGAAAGUUGAUAUGUGGAUUCAAAGAAACACGUUAUACUUUUUAAAAGAGGUUUUAAAAAAGAAGAAAAAAAGUGUUUAAAAGAGGUUCUGGUCCACUUUGCCAGGGAUUCUUUCCUCGGGCAACCAGAAGCCUGUUACUCACUAAAUGCUGUGGUUUUCAUUUUUAUAUUCUUAGCGUGGUGGUUACUUUCCUUUCACGAGUUUGCCUACUGUUCUGGUUUACACGAUAUAGCAACUGUACUUCAGCUAUUGUUUGCCUGCACUUAGAUGUUGUAAUAUGCACAGUGAUUACAAAAUCUAAAGCAAGAGUAGAAAAGUUCAUUCGGACGAGUGUGAUUUUGUUGAUUGAAUGUGAGCUUUCAAAUAGGAGGAGUCUUUUUCUUUUCUGCGCUUUUUUUUGUACUUUUUAGAAGUGCAAAUAGUAAGUGAGUAAGAGCCUUUGGUCAUAAUCAUGAGAAUACAAGAAGUUUAGCUAGACUAAAAAAACAAAAACUAUUGUGUUGUAAAGUUGCAUCGCUAUUUUAUAUUAAAAUGUAAUAAUCAGCAUCAUGAACAAUGAGCUCUUAGUGUGUUAUUUAUCUGAUAAAAUUUAAAUAAAAGCAGUGUUAGUGAGAGGUGCAAAGAUUAUCCUAACAUAGACACUUGAAAGUAUCUGUAAGCAAUAUUCAUAGGUAAGAUUUCACUGUGUGUACACAUAUCCAUUUGAGAUUGAAUAGAACUGGCAAUCCAAAUGAGAUGUUGUACAUUUAAUGGAAAUGUAAAAGAAUCCCACAUAUUAUUUUGUAGAAAAUAGAGUAUUUCAGGAGCAUCACAAGUAUUAAGGCUGGUUUUAGCAAGGAUUACAAUCAUUACGAUUAUUUUUACUAUAAUAAUUAUUUUUCUUCUCCGGAACUCAGAAUCCUGGCUACAUUUGAGGACAGGAAUAUGUUGAGCCUGAUUUUCCUGGUGUGUGUAAAUAUUUCUUUGGGCCUAUUUGGCACUUUUUCAAAGCAAUGUUAAGUCAUUCAGGUUAUAUUUUCUGACUGGAAGUAGAAACAGAAAAUGAUGCUGAGGCCUGAAAGAUGUGCUGUUUAACAGUGCCUGACUUACACAUACUCUGAAAAUUAGCUUUGUAUUUCUUAUGACUUUGCAUAAGAACUGUUCCUAUUUUGAUCUUGAGCACCUUAUAGAUCUAACUUUUUAUGGCAUUUCUUCUGUGGACAGUAGCAGUCUUUUCAGAGCCUACAUAAACUCUAGAAUUUUGUAUAUAUGUUUGCUCUUUUUUGGUACAGACUAGUUGAGAAACACAGAGAAAUUUCCUAAUUCGGUCUUUAGCCUUCACUUAAACUAAGCUAGAAAGCUGUCAACGGAUUAUUCUUUGCCUAUCCCACAGAUAUAAGCACGUCUUGAUAGUGUGAUUCUAUAAGAUAGAAAUAUGCAAAAGUUUAUGAACUUAAAAGACCUUCAAGCCAAACUAAAAUGUACAUAAAUACUGAAUGCAGAGGAAUUUCAUUAGGAAGAAGAUAGGGAAACAUCCCUGAGUAGCCUGCCUUGAUCACUGUCAAGUUCACAACCAACUUUAUAUUUAAAAGGCCUUGGGUUUGAAAUUAAGUCAACUGCAUGCAGCUUUGCUAAUAAAUGAAUAAUUAUCUCUGAUGACAUUUAUGAGAAAAGACUUCAAUAUCCGUUGCCUGUCAUAUUUAAGAAAAAUUACUGUUUCUACUCUCUGUAUCUUAUUUUAAAUGAAAAAUAUUCACACCUGGCUUUCAGGUAAUUGACUUUGAAUUCUUACAAGCAAAGGUCUUUGUGUUUUUCUUGAAUAGACAUCUAAUAAAUUUUGCUUGGAAGUACA
This is a messenger RNA of Sorex araneus (European shrew), 8385 nucleotides long. RefSeq names its product sorbin and SH3 domain containing 2 (gene SORBS2). Gene Ontology annotation, biological process: Notch signaling pathway. Lineage: Eukaryota; Metazoa; Chordata; Mammalia; Eulipotyphla; Soricidae. Gene Ontology annotation, cellular component: dendrite; neuronal cell body; plasma membrane. Bases 788 to 6328 code for a protein of 1846 amino acids. Gene Ontology annotation, molecular function: protein binding. The record is from RefSeq and is a predicted model, not a curated record. The transcript is spliced from 31 exons.